CUUUCCCUAAGUCACAAUAUUGCUCAUUUUGGUCAUAACAAUAUGAAUUACAAUUUUAUGAAUCUCCUUCAAGUUUGUUCUGUGAGGUAUCAACAUGAGGAAUGCCACUAAAGUUACAACAUUUGUUCUGAAGGGCUUCACAGAGAAGCUUGAACUGCAGAUCUUCUUAUUCUGCCUGUUUCUAGCAAUAUACAUGUUUACUCUGGUGGGAAAUUUAGGACUAGCUUUGUUGGUCACUAGGGAUUCUAAGCUGCACAACCCAAUGUACUAUUUUCUGAGUGUGUUAUCCUGCUUGGAUGCCAGUUUUUCCUCAGUAAUUAUCCCUAACAUGUUAGUAGAUUUUAUAUCCAGAAAUAAAGUCAUUUCAUUCCUUGGGUGUGCAACCCAGAUGUUUCUCUUUAUUACUUUUGGGACCACCGAAUGCUUUCUCUUGGCCGCAAUGGCAUAUGAUCGCUACGUAGCCAUCUACAACCCCCUCCUGUAUUCGGUGACCAUGUCACCCAGAGUCUACGUGACACUCAUCAUUGCAUCCUAUGUUGGUGGCAUCCUGCAUGCUUCCGUACACACCGUGGCUACUUUCACCCUAUCUUUCUGUGCAUCCAAUGAAAUUAAGCAUGUGUUUUGUGACAUCCCUCCUCUCCUGGCUCUUUCUUGCUCUGACACUCACACAAACCAGCUUCUCCUCUUCUACUUUGUGGGCUCUAUUGAGCUUGGCACUAUCCUGAUUGUCCUGAUCUCCUACGCCUUCAUUCUGCUGGCCAUUCUGAGGAUGCAUUCAGCUGAGGGGAGAAGAAAGGUCUUCUCUACGUGUGGCUCUCACCUCACUGGAGUGUCGAUUUACCAUGGAACCAUCCUCUUCACAUACAUGAGACCAAGUUCCAGCUAUGCCUUGGAUCAUGACAUGAUAGUGUCAAUAUUUUACAGCAUUGUAAUUCCCAUGCUGAAUCCCAUUAUCUACAGUUUAAGGAACAAAGAUGUCAAAGAGGCAAUGAAGAGAGUGUUUGGGGAAAAUGGGUGUAUCAAUAAAGUGUAUUUUCACACUAACCGUUAA
This is a messenger RNA of Phacochoerus africanus (Common warthog), 1051 nucleotides long. RefSeq names its product olfactory receptor 5T2-like. Gene Ontology annotation, cellular component: membrane. The record is from RefSeq and is a predicted model, not a curated record. NCBI's taxonomy places the organism in Eukaryota, Metazoa, Chordata, Mammalia, Artiodactyla, Suidae. Gene Ontology annotation, biological process: sensory perception of smell; G protein-coupled receptor signaling pathway. Bases 95 to 1051 code for a protein of 318 amino acids. Gene Ontology annotation, molecular function: odorant binding; olfactory receptor activity; G protein-coupled receptor activity. The transcript has a single exon.